AUGCACCUGCCAGCUUACCUUCUCGCCGCCUCGCUAUCAACACGACCAGCUCCGGCCACUCGCAGCCUUAACGAACGGCGCCAGUAUCCGCGUCCCCCUCUGACGCCGCACCAUCGCGGCCUGUCUCGCCAAGCCUCUCGACCACCCUCAAUCCCGACUCUGGAACGCUGCUCAUCGACGCCCAAGACCGACAGGACUAACCACCCUCAGUACCGUCGCCAGAGCGUUCCACCCCAUCCUCGCACCGUCGCCGCCUCUGCCCCGUCCACGUAUUCGACUCAAAGACACAGCCUCCAGUUAUAUCCACCCGCCGCCCUGCAUCCCGUCCUUGCCACCGCCGCCGCGUCUCCUCUACGGCCUCGCGGUAACCAUGACCGCUUGGUAACGCCCGGCCUCAACCACAAUACUGCCUUCGCGCGCAUCACGAUGCCGCCUGGAGAUAGACCAAGGCAGCCGCCCUCUGUUGUUCGAGCCGCCGCAAACCGCCCUGCCCCUCUCACCCCCAAAGUUGCCGCCAAAGGUGCUCCUGUUCUCGGUUCGCUGGCCAGGAGACCUCAAGGGACUGUCGCCACGCUUGCGAACGAUGUCGCCUCUCCCGUCUCUGGCUUCCUUGCUACGAAUGUGACCCCCCGCACUGGUCAUAGGCAGACCCGUGUCGAGAGCACAAACAACACACCCACCGCCACGCCGACACCGGAUAACCGCGUCAAUGGAUGGGAUCGUGACAGUCCGCGGCCUGGUGGCAUGGGCUUGACCUCCUCCGCGGAUAGUGGCCUCAAAGCAUCCGAAAUGCCGCCUGAUGCCAACGAUACAAACAAGUUCUUUUAUGCAAGCGACGCAAAGAAUAUACAAACCCCUUGCCAACUGCGUCAACCACCACCCACCGUUCAAAAGGGCCCAAACUUCUUCUACGCCAAUGCCGCUCUCAGCAAUGGCGCAGAUCGCUCAGCCCCCAGCACACCAAAUCCUGUGCCUAUGCUCUCUCCUCCGAAUCCCAAUACACAAGAUUCUUCUACAAAGUUCUUCUACGCCAAUGGGACGCCUGAAAUGGAGCCCAAGCCUGCUUUCUCUAACUCUAACUCUAAUUCUGUAUUGUCUUCGGGACCUCGUUUGGCGCUUGGAGGCCGUCCUCCUCUCGGCUCGUCCGCCACCGUCGUUGGUGUGGUUCAGCGUCCACCAUCACCUCUAAAACAUACUUCAACGCCUGCACCAGUUCUGAGCCCCAUCCUGAGAAACGCCAUGCCUCCCGCUUCAUCGCAAAUAAGCCCACCAUCCCCCGCUACCCUCAAUCCCGAAGGCCAGCGUGGUAUGAGGCGGGUUAGCAUUGAGGCGCCGCCAAAACCUCCCAGACGUCAGUCCCGAGCCACCGGCAGCCCUGGGCCGGAGCUGCAGCUGCCUCCGAAAUUGACAAUGUCACCCAAUCCUUCUGAAACCGUAUCACCACCGGCCAGCCCUGGAAUUUUGCAGACGUCUAUGACGAUGGCGUCGCUGUUACAUGCCGCAGAGGAAUUGCAGGGCUCCGACGACGAUCCGGAUAUUCUGUCGGAACCGCAGAGUCCCAGCAAGUCUCACUUUUCCGAUAGUGUGAAUGAGCUCGUCGCCAACGCCCGCAGAGAGCGCAAAGUCCAGGAUCUCGAAAUUACAAACGCAUCACUCGAAGCCAUCAACAGAACGCUGGAGAGGCAGCUUCGAAAACAGACUGCUGAGCUACGUCGCUAUCGCCGCCUUUCUCGCUCCGGCCGACUUUCUCUCACGUCUGCGCCAAACAGUCGUGUAGUUUCAGAGGCUCUCACCGACCCGCCUGUAGAUCUUUCCGAUCUUAGUGAACAUGAACAGAGCGAAGAGGAAGAGGAGGAAUUCGACGACUCCAUCGAGGAGUCCGACCUUUCCAUGAAUGACACGGCAUCCAUGUCUGCAAUUUCUAUCAGCGCCAUGCGUCGCAAACGUGACGAGAAGCGCCUACAGCUUGACCUCACAAAACACCAAGAGCUGCUGAUAGAUAGCCAAAAGAUGAACCAAAGCAUCAAGCGCUGUCUGAGCUGGACUGAGACACUUAUCAAGGAAGGCCAAAAAGCUCUUGAGUAUCACGUUCGUGUUUCUGAUGUUGAAUUUGGCGGUCACAUUCUCUCCCCCGUCGAUGAGGACGACUACGACUUGGCAUUCCAAGAUGAUGACCACCACAUGGCCCGGAAAGAAGCAGCGUCCUCGUCACCCUUGAGGGCCCAACCAGACCGUGACAGUGGCAUCGAACUCCCCCCCGGCGACGACGGCUCAUAG
This is a messenger RNA of Cordyceps fumosorosea ARSEF 2679, 2277 nucleotides long. RefSeq lists its product as hypothetical. NCBI's taxonomy places the organism in Eukaryota, Fungi, Ascomycota, Sordariomycetes, Hypocreales, Cordycipitaceae. The transcript has a single exon. The record is from RefSeq and is a predicted model, not a curated record. The coding region runs from base 1 to 2277 and encodes 758 amino acids.